Messenger RNA from Cynoglossus semilaevis (tongue sole), 2019 nucleotides. Its product is annotated as RNA-binding protein Musashi homolog 1. The transcript is spliced from 14 exons. The coding region runs from base 685 to 1737 and encodes 350 amino acids. Gene Ontology annotation, molecular function: mRNA binding. The record is from RefSeq and is a predicted model, not a curated record. NCBI's taxonomy places the organism in Eukaryota, Metazoa, Chordata, Actinopteri, Pleuronectiformes, Cynoglossidae. Gene Ontology annotation, biological process: central nervous system development; regulation of translation. Gene Ontology annotation, cellular component: cytoplasm.
AUUACUUGAUUGAAAAUAACACUUUAAACUUUCGGUAUUACAUCAAAUGUAAUCCCAAAAGUACAUUACCAUGUAGGUAGCCUACAGCGAAGUGUAAAAUGACAAGUGUAAACAAUCCACCAAUCCAAUACACUGUACACUACAAUUCGAAUAUGAAAUGCAAAAUAACAACACUCGUUUCUAAAUGACAUUAUUGGACCCAGGUUCUUAUAAAAUAUAAUUUUGUAUGACGUAUAACGUUGGGGGUUCUUGCUCCAUCAAUCUCUCAGUUUGAAGACCCCUACUCUAAUGGAGCGCGCUGCUGUGAUCAGCCAAUGACGUGAGCGGCGGGGAAACACUACAGGGACACAGAGACAUGGCAGCAUGAAUAGAGGCAGGCAGUGAACAAGGGGGGAGGAACGGAGGGAGGGAGCUCCUAGGCCCGGGUAGGCUACGGGAAAAUGAGGUAGAGGCGGAGUCUCUCUCUCUCUCUCUCUUCCAGAGAGUUUGCAUCUGUGUGUGUUUCCUCGCUCACUCCUCCUCCUUUAUAACCACCCCACCCCCACCGCUGCCGCCCCCCCCUCUCUUUCGCUCCUCUGCCCGCCCCUGAGUCUGGAGCAGCAGCAGCAGUAGCGACAGCAGCAGUGGAGCUUCACUGCCCUCUCCUCGCCUUCACAGUGCGGGAAUACAGCAGCGGAGAACAGAAUGGACACGGAAGGGAGCCAGAGCAGCCUGUCCUCCGGCACGGACAACUCCCCCCACGACCCCUGCAAAAUGUUCAUCGGGGGUCUGAGUUGGCAGACAACACAAGAGGGCUUGAAGGAGUACUUCUGUAAAUUUGGCGAGGUGAAGGAGUGCAUGGUGAUGCGAGAUCCCGUUACCAAGCGGUCGAGGGGUUUCGGGUUUGUAACAUACGCAGAACAAGCCGGUGUGGAGAAGGUUUUGGCGCAAAACAGACACGAGUUAGAUUCCAAAACGAUUGACCCAAAAGUGGCGUUUCCUCGUCGAGCCCAGCCUAAGCUGGUGACCAGGACAAAGAAGAUCUUUGUCGGAGGGCUGUCAGUCAAUACCACCAUUGAGGAUGUGAAGCAAUACUUUGACCAGUUUGGAAAGGUUGACGAUGCCAUGCUCAUGUUCGACAAAACAACAAACAGACACAGAGGUUUCGGUUUUGUCACCUUUGAAAAUGAGGACGUAGUGGAGAAAGUGUGUGAGAUCCACUUCCAUGAAAUCAACAGUAAAAUGGUGGAAUGUAAGAAAGCCCAGCCAAAAGAGGUCAUGACACCGACAGGCUCAGCCAGAGGCCGAUCCAGAGUGAUGCCUUAUGGGAUGGAUGCCUUCAUGCUGGGAAUCGGCAUGCUUGGCUACCCAAGUUUCCAGACUACUACCUACACCAGUCGCAGUUACUCAGGACUUGCACCUGGAUACACUUAUCAGUUCCCAGAAUUCCAUUUAGAGCGGACUCCCCUCCUGACAUCAGCCCACCCCCCUGAGCUGGCAGCCAUUCCCCUGACUGCAUAUGGACCAAUGGCAGCAGCCGCAGCAGCAGCAGUAGUUAGAGGCUCAACUCCUUCACGCACAGCUGGUUUCCUGGGCACCAGCAGCCCUGGACCAAUGGCUGAUCUGUAUGCUGCAGCCAAUCAGGACUCAGGAGUCAGCAGCUACAUCAGUGCUGCUAGCCCCGCCCCUAGCACAGGGUUCGGUCAUGGUUUAGGCGGUCCUCUCAUUGCUACUGCGUUCACUAAUGGCUACCACUGAGAAGACUCAGGUCACUGAAGAUGGGAGGGCUUCUCUUCUGCUGAUGAGCCAAUCACAAUACUGGCUGCCCUCUGAAGGCACAACCUGAUUGGCCACCCACAGGCUCUCCUAGGCCGCCUGUGGUUCCACCCACCGACUGAAUAUCUUUUUAAUUCCUGAACUCUUGUUUUUUUUGCUGUACUAAUCUCAUUACAACAUAACAUCCAAGUUUAUCUCCUUUUUGUCCUAACAAGUAGAUUCCACCCACUAUUACACACUUCUCUUUUGAAGCUGAAAAAAGAA